AUGAAACAUACAGCAUGGGUACCAGAACAGGACAGAACAGAAACAGGACAGACAAACAGGACAGACAGUAACAGGACAGACAAACAGGACAGAACCGGACAGAAACAGGAAAGACAACAGAUACAGAACAUGACAGACAGUAACAGGACAGAGAGAACAGGACAGAAACAGAAGCAGACAGAACAUUACAGAACAGAACAGGACAAGAAAGAAACAGGACAAAGAGAACAGGAAACAGAAAAGAAACAACAGAACAGGACAGAAACAGGACAGACAGAAACAGGACAGACAGAAGCAGGAAACAGAGAGAACAGGACAGAACAGGACAGAACAGACAGGACAGAGAAGAAGAGACAGACAGAACAGACAACAGGACAGAGAGAAAAAGGACAAAACAGGACAGAGAAACAUGACAAACAGAAAGCAGAAAGAACAAAGAACAGGACAGAAGAGAACAAAUGGACAGAAAACAGACAGAAAAGGACAGAAAAGAACAGGACAGACAGGACAGAGAGAAAGGACAGAAAAGAACAGACAGAACAGGACAGAACAGACAGGACGAGAGGACAGGCCCGACAGUACAGACAAACAGUGACAGACAUGAACAUGACAGAACAGACAGACAUGGAACAGGACAGACAAUAA
Molecule: messenger RNA, 645 nt
Organism: Pecten maximus
Lineage: Eukaryota; Metazoa; Mollusca; Bivalvia; Pectinida; Pectinidae
Product: protein PXR1-like
Exons: 2
Coding region: 1-645 (214 amino acids)
Source: RefSeq, a predicted model, not a curated record